Messenger RNA from Eubalaena glacialis (North Atlantic right whale), 633 nucleotides. It is a transcript of the gene MED28, whose product is annotated as mediator complex subunit 28. The transcript has 4 exons. The coding region runs from base 11 to 547 and encodes 178 amino acids. The record is from RefSeq and is a predicted model, not a curated record. Lineage: Eukaryota; Metazoa; Chordata; Mammalia; Artiodactyla; Balaenidae. Gene Ontology annotation, cellular component: mediator complex.
CAUUUUAGAAAUGGCGGCUCCGCUGGGAGGCAUGUUCUCCGGGCAGCCACCCGGACCCCCGCCACCCCCGCCGGGGCUCUUGGCCCAGGCUUCGCUUCUUCAGGCCACACCAGGCGUUCCGAGAACUUCUAACAGUACCUUGGUGGACGAGUUGGAGUCAUCGUUCGAGGCUUGUUUUGCUUCUCUGGUGAGUCAGGAUUAUGUCAAUGGUACAGAUCAGGAAGAAAUUCGAACUGGUGUUGAUCAGUGUAUCCAGAAAUUUCUAGAUAUUGCGAGACAGACAGAAUGUUUUUUCCUACAAAAAAGAUUGCAGUUGUCUGUCCAGAAACCAGAGCAAGUUAUCAAAGAGGACGUCUCGGAACUGAGGAACGAAUUACAGCGAAAGGAUGCUCUGGUCCAGAAGCACUUAACAAAACUGAGACAUUGGCUGCAGGUGCUGGAGGACAUCAACAUGCAGCACAAAAAGCCAGCCGACAUCCCUCAGGGUUCCCUGGCCUACCUCGAGCAGGCGUCUGCAAAUAUCCCUGCACCGAUGAAGCAGACCUGAGGAAAAGCCACCUGAACGUGAGCUGGUGGCUGAGUCAGCCCAGACACAGUUUUGUCAAACAUCACUUCUUGUAGACAUGACAUUUG